Candidula unifasciata is the source of this 188-nucleotide messenger RNA. NCBI's taxonomy places the organism in Eukaryota, Metazoa, Mollusca, Gastropoda, Stylommatophora, Geomitridae. The record is from the annotation of a GenBank genome assembly.
GAAGCAAGAAGUCACAUAGUCUGCUGCCAAGUGAAAAUAAAAAAUUGGAACCAGUUUCUGAAGUGGGACUAAGUACCAGUAUAAAGCUGGAACCAGUUUUUGAAGUGGGACCAAGUAACAGUUUAGAACUGGAACCAGUGUUUGAAGUUGGACCCACUAACAGUAUAAAACUGAAAUCAGUAUCUGAA